Molecule: messenger RNA, 603 nt
Organism: Durusdinium trenchii
Lineage: Eukaryota; Dinophyceae; Suessiales; Symbiodiniaceae
Source: the annotation of a GenBank genome assembly
GAUAUCUUCAGACAUCUUCAGACCAACCUGUACUGGACUUGUUGGACUUCCGUCCGCUCAGAUGGCGCCAAAGACUUGUUGGACUCCGACGCCGGCCGCGGCCUUCGUGGCCUCGUGGGCGAAGAACGCCUGGAGAGCGUCAAAGCGGGUCUGACGGCCGUGGGCUCAGGCGCAGUGGCCAUGGUACCCAUCAGUGGCGUGGCGGGAAUGAAGAGGACCCUUUUUGCGGCCUUAGGUUUGCUAGAUCCCGAUCGCUUGACGCCACGCUGGGAAUUUCAAUUGGACAUGCUGGCACUGGACAUUUUCCUUUUUGGAGUGGUGUAUCGCUAUGCGGUUCGCGCUGGCGACGACAAUCCGAUGCUGCGAACAGGUGUCAUCGGAGCCUUUGUGCUGCCACGAGCACUCUUUUUGGUGCAAAUGCCGGCUGAGUGCCAGGCCCUUCCACUAAAUUGCGGAGAACCGCUGGGAUAUUUCAGUUGGGCAAUGCUGGCCCAGGUGGCUUGGCAAGGCUUUGCUGGUGCAGUGGUCUUCGCUGUGGCCUUUUAUGGCCUUGAGAGGGCCAUCACGUGUGGAUUGGUUCAACGAUUUCGAACUCAGAAUUGA